Molecule: messenger RNA, 942 nt
Organism: Fusarium pseudograminearum CS3096
Lineage: Eukaryota; Fungi; Ascomycota; Sordariomycetes; Hypocreales; Nectriaceae
Exons: 1
Coding region: 1-942 (313 amino acids)
Biological process (GO): biosynthetic process
Cellular component (GO): cytoplasm
Molecular function (GO): isomerase activity
Source: RefSeq, a predicted model, not a curated record
AUGAGCCUCAAAUUCACUACUCUCGAUGUUUUUACAAAGACCGCCUUUGAAGGCAAUCCACUGGCUGUGGUGACAAUCCCGCCACCAAGCCAGUGUCCUCCUCUCACCCAAGCCCAAAAACAACGCAUAGCCCGCGAGUUCAACCUUUCAGAAACCGUCUUUGUCCAUGAUAGCGAGAAUCAUUCAGAGUCAAGUGAGAGACGAAUUGACAUAUUCACUCCGAAAGCGGAGCUUCCAUUUGCUGGUCACCCGACAAUUGGCACUGCAGUCUUCAUCCGUCCUCAAGGUGUCAAGACUUUGAUCGCCAAAGCAGGGAAGAUCGAUCUUGAAUUUGAUGCCAAUGGCUCUGCUCGUGCUGCUAUUCCACAUAACGUACGACUUCAUGCCCAUCGCCUUACCCAGCCCGAGUACGAAGCUAGUUCAGAUGGCCAGAUCGUUCAAGUUGCUGCAGCUGAGCAUGGCGCGCAGUUGUUCAGCAUUGUCAAAGGAAUGACUUUUGCGUUGAUCGAGCUACCAUCUCUCGACCUGUUGGGCGCUGCAAAGAUUGGAGCAAUGGCUUACAUAUCUGGAGACCUACAAGAUGAUGGCUGGAAACACGACUUUGACUCGAGGAGAUACUACUUUGUACUUCUAGACAGCGAACGAUCUUCGGAUGGAAAACAAUUCGUACAAAACGUUCGGACAAGACUCGUUAAACGCACAAUGGAAGACCCUGCAACAGGAAGUGCUGCAUGUGCAUUGGGUUGCUAUCUGGCACUACACAAGCUUUCUGCUCUUUCUGUCCAGUUCAGAAUUACCCAAGGUGUUGAGAUGGGACGCGAAAGUCUCAUUCUAGUUGAUGUAAUGGUUGAAAAGGAUGGAAAUGGAGAGCGCAGGGUCAAAACAGUCCAUCUUGGGGGGAAUGCAGUCGAGGUGAUGAGUGGAACCCUACGUGUCCCCUGA